AUGGUCAACCCCAUCAUCCAGGAUCAAUACACCGCCGCCAGGGCCUAUUUCGCCUCGGUGGUUGGCAUUCUUUUCGUCGAGAGCCUGCUCCGGCUCCCAGCGUACCUCGGUCUCAAGUAUCGGCGCGGUCGACCAAGGCGCGGGCACGGCCUGCCACACUGGAAGCUCACUGUCCUCGUCCACAAGCUUCUCACCCAGCCGCUGCCGGUCCCCUCCGUAACCGACUGGCAUGUCGCCGACCUGAUUCGCUUCCUCGUCUUUGUCGCACUUAACGUCGUCUUCGGGCUAAACGAUAACAACUACACGACCGACUAUAAGCUAUACGGCUGGCUGACCAUUGCCAACGGUGGACUGGCACUGCUCAUGGCUGCACGCACCAAUCUAUUUUCAAUCUUGCUGCGCAUCCCAAGCCCCGUCCUGCUGCAGUACCAUCGCUGGGCCGGCAUCGCUACCGUGGCCCACGCAACAGCGCACUUCUCCUACAACACAAUGCACUACCUCCGUACCGCCCAGAUCGCGACAAGCUUCGCCAAUUCCCGGAUCCGCAUUGGCCUUGUGGCCUGGCUGAGCCUGGUCGUCAUCCUCCUUACGGCGCUGCCCGUUGUGCGCCGCCGGGGCUUCGAGGUCUUCUACUACGCCCACGCUCUGUUCUUCGUCUUCAUGGUCGGGGCACUAAUCCACACCACAAACGGGCCCGAAUUCCUGCUGCCCGGCUUCUCUCUCUGGGUUGUCGAUCGAGCCAUCCGCUUCGCCUAUAACUUUCGGCGUAUUGAGGUGCUAAGCGUUAGACAUUACGAGGGGAAUGUCACCAAAUUCAAGGUCAAGGGCAUCAGGACGAGCCACCCCGGACAGGUCGUAUGGGUCCAGAUUCCUAGUGUCUCAUUCUUGAACUGGCAUCCAUUCACCGUCGCGACCGAGCCAGGAGAGACCAACGGGCUCGCCUCGAUUGCGGUCAGGGGUCUCGGUCGAUACACAAAGGGGGUGCAGCAUGCCGACGACGACGGCGAAUACAAGGGCGACGCCGGCGACGCCGGCGACGGAGCAGACCGUCAGAGAACAGCCGCCACGGCUAGCGAGUUAAAGAUGCGUCUUGACGGCCCCUACGGCGUUGGCCGGACACAAUGGGGUGAACUGCCGGUGGCGGUUCUAGUUGCCGGCGGCAUCGGAAUCACUCCGGCCAUCAGUAUCGUGUCGCAUCUAGUCAAGAAAGCCGUCCCCUCGAACGGAGGCAACGGUUUACCCGCACCGGGAGCCCCUGCCGUCCCGCAUAUCCAUCUGCUCUGGGUUGUCAAGGAGACAUGUCAUAUAGAGUGGUUCGAGGAUGAGCUGCGUCAACUGCACGCUUUGUCUUCGCAGGAUCACGUACUCGCCACCCUUGAUAUCGCCAUUUACACUACCGCCAGCGCGAGCUCAACACUUGACCCCCCACAACGCCCAGGGGAGCCGGACGAGAUACGUGAGGCUAAGCCUGUAUUGGACCCGUGGACCGUCAACACCGGGAGACCGGAUGUGAUGGCCUGGUUCGACCAGGUGAAGCAAGCACGCGCUGGAAUGGAUGCUGCGGUGAACGUGUGUGGUCCGAGGACUCUGGUUAACGAGGUGCGAAAGGCAGCCGUCGCGGCAAGCUGGGAGAAGGGGCUGUUUCACGUUGAAGAGGAGAUUUUCGAGUUAUAG
Hirsutella rhossiliensis is the source of this 1674-nucleotide messenger RNA. RefSeq names its product ferric reductase NAD binding domain-containing protein. Gene Ontology annotation, molecular function: oxidoreductase activity. The coding region runs from base 1 to 1674 and encodes 557 amino acids. Gene Ontology annotation, cellular component: plasma membrane. The transcript is spliced from 2 exons. Lineage: Eukaryota; Fungi; Ascomycota; Sordariomycetes; Hypocreales; Ophiocordycipitaceae. The record is from RefSeq and is a predicted model, not a curated record.